AUGACAACCAAGACCAACCACCAAGUUGUUGAAGAAGACGAUCAUAUGCUACUCAUUUCUCACUUGUACCCUUCCGAUGUCUACACCCAAAUUGUACCCCAGCAAGGAGCGUCAAAGCCUAAACGACGUCGUAAGAAGAGCAAAAGUGGAGAGGUUGGUGGUGCUGGGCUCAAGAAGAGGAAGCUGACUGCAGAACAAGUGAAUCUUCUUGAGCUCAAUUUUGGCAACGAACACAAAUUGGAGUCUGAGAAGAAGGACCGGCUUGCUUCUGAGCUAGGUCUUGAUCCUCGACAGGUUGCUGUCUGGUUCCAGAACCGAAGGGCUCGUUGGAAGAACAAGAAGUUGGAAGAAGAAUACUCCAACUUGAAGAAAGAACAUGACAGCACUGUUUCUGAGAAUCGCAAGCUUGAAUCCGAGAUGUCGAAGCUCAAGGAGCAACUCUCGGAGGCUGAGAAGGAGAUUCAACGGCUCUCAGAGCGCGUAGACCAUGGCGGCUCGAGCAACAGUCCGAGCUCCUCACUCUCUAUGGACGCCAUUGAUCCUCCAUUUUUAGGGGAGUUUGGGGUGGAGGAAUACGAUGAUGUUUUUUACAUGCCCCAGAACAAUUACAUUCAUGGCAUGGAAUGGAUGAACCUGUACAUGUGA
Molecule: messenger RNA, 645 nt
Organism: Prunus armeniaca (apricot)
Lineage: Eukaryota; Viridiplantae; Streptophyta; Magnoliopsida; Rosales; Rosaceae
Source: the annotation of a GenBank genome assembly